GGCGGCGGCUCCGCGGGCUGCGGUCGCUCCCGCCUUUCCAGCGCCACUGGCGGCCACAGCCGCGCACCCGGGCGGGCCCGGAGGAGCGGAGGUCAUGGCUUCCACCUUCUCAGGCCCGGGUCUCCAGUGGAGGAAAUGACUGUUGGAGACCUUGCUCUAGAUCUGUUGCAGAAACUGAACUCUCACAGGGCUCCAACUUGCCCAGGACACGGAAGUUUCUCUCUUUGAAGGGCUUUACAUUGCAACCCAGAAGGUAAAAAAUGACGACCUCGUCUAUCAGACGGCAGAUGAAAAACAUUGUGAACAAUUACUCAGAAGCCGAAAUAAAAGUCCGGGAAGCCACGUCCAAUGAUCCAUGGGGCCCGUCUAGCUCUCUGAUGACCGAGAUCGCAGACCUGACCUACAAUGUGGUGGCCUUCUCAGAGAUCAUGAGCAUGGUCUGGAAGCGGCUCAAUGACCAUGGCAAGAACUGGCGGCAUGUGUACAAGGCGUUGACGCUGCUGGACUACCUCAUCAAGACGGGCUCUGAGCGGGUGGCCCAGCAGUGCCGUGAGAACAUUUUUGCCAUCCAGACUUUGAAGGACUUCCAGUACAUCGAUCGUGACGGCAAGGACCAGGGCAUCAAUGUACGUGAGAAAUCAAAGCAGCUGGUGGCCCUCCUCAAAGAUGAGGAGCGGCUGAAGGCUGAGAGGGCCCAGGCUCUCAAAACCAAAGAACGCAUGGCCCAGGUUGCCACUGGCAUGGGCAGCAACCAGAUCACCUUUGGCCGAGGCUCCAGCCAGCCCAACCUCUCCACCAGCUAUUCAGAGCAGGAAUAUGGCAAGGCCGGGGGAUCACCUGCCUCCUACCAUGGAUCGCCCGAGGCCUCGCUGUGCCCCCAGCACCGCACAGGGGCCCCGCUGGGUCAGAGCGAGGAGCUGCAGCCGCUGAGCCAGCGCCACCCCUUCCUGCCGCACCUGGGGCUAGCCUCCCGCCCAAAUGGCGACUGGUCCCAACCCUGCCUCACUUGUGACCGCGCAGCCCGAGCCACUUCCCCAAGGGUGUCUUCUGAGCUGGAGCAGGCCCGGCCCCAGACUAGUGGUGAAGAGGAGCUGCAGCUGCAGCUGGCACUGGCCAUGAGCAGAGAAGUGGCUGAGCAGGAAGAACGUCUCAGGCGGGGUGAUGACCUCAGAUUGCAGAUGGCUCUAGAAGAAAGCCGAAGAGACACAGUUAAGGUCCCAAAAAAGAAAGAGCACUUAUCCCACCCACAGCAGACCACCCUGUUGGAUUUAAUGGAUGCCCUCCCCAAUUCAGGCCCUGCUGCCCAGAAAGCAGAGCCCUGGGGCUCGUCAGCCUCAGCUAACCAGACCAAUCCUUGGGGCGGGCCGGCUGCCCCAACCAGUGCUUCGGACUCCUGGCCAUCAUUUGGUGCCAAGUCAGCAGCCUCUGUGGACCCAUGGGGUAUUCCCACCGGAGCCAGCUCUGUCUGUCAGAGCUCAGACCCGUGGGCAGCCCCGCAGCAAUCUGCUCCCAGUGCUGGGAAAACAGCUGACGCCUGGGCUGCAGCCUCAGCCACAAAGCCUGUAUCCACCUCUGGGGCCUUUGAUCUCUUCAGUAAUUUGAAUGGUACAAUUAAAGAUGACUUUUCUGAAUUUGACAACCUCCGAACUUCAAAGAAAACAGCUGAAAAGGUGGCCUCUCCACCACCCCAAAACAAUGGAACUACAAGCCCUGACCCUUUUGAGUCUCAGCCCCUGACCGUCACCUCAAGCAAGUCCAACAGCGCCCGGAAAACACCCGAGUCCUUCCUGGGCCCCAAUGCGGCUCUGGUGAACCUGGACUCACUGGUGACCAGGCCAGCCCCGCCGGCCCAGUCCCUCAACCCUUUCCUGGCUCCAGGUGCAGCCUCGGCUUCAACCCCUGUCAACCCCUUCCAGGUGAACCAGCCCCAGCCGCUGACCCUGAACCAGCUUCGGGGAAGCCCUGUACUGGGGACCAGCACAUCCUUCGGGCCUGGCCCAGGUGUGGAGCCUGUGGCUGUGGCCACUAUGACCUCCACGGCCUCACACCCAGCUCUGGGGGCCAGUGGUUCCUCCCUGACGCCCCUGGGCCCCACCACAAUGAACAUGGUGGGCAGGGUGGGCAUCUCCCCAUCAGCUGCUCAGGCCACGGGCACAACCAACCCUUUCCUUCUCUAGUGCUUGGACCUUGGCCCCCCCAGCAGAGUGAAUGUGCAGGGCGUGUGCCCGAGGAUGCCGAGCAGGGACUCUUGUUUGUAGAAUGGUGUCUGAGAGUUGGGAUGGGGAUGUUAGGGCUUUCUAGAUCCAGCUUCCUGAUAAAAAGGGUUGUCUUUACAGCCCGACCCUCAGAUUCUGUCUGUGACUGGCUUGGUGAGACAGCAGACAUAGCAGGCCAGUCUCCUGAGGUGGGGCUGUCCCCAGCCCACAUCGCACAGGAGGGCUUCUGACCCAGCCUGGCCACCCUCUCGCACCUGGCACCCAUGGAAAUUGGCUGGCUCUCCAUCGCCUUGGGUGAGGAGGCAGGGCCCAGUGUUGGCUGUUGCCCCAACCUCAGCCCUAGGGUCUCUGGGAUACUGCCUAGCCCAGGACUUGGGACGGUCACCUCAUCUUUACCCCCAGCCCUAGCAACACCCUAGGUAGUCCCAGGUAUGGCUAGAAAGAAGUGUCGGCUCCAUUAGAUAGUGACCUUUUGGGGAAGUGGUUGUGCAUAUUUUAUUUUUCUUUGACUCAUGUGAGUUCAAAGGUAACAGCACCACCGUGGAACAACUCUUGAAUUAAAUCUAGAGCAAGCUUUAAACUAAUCUGAGCAUAACCCUGCCACGUGGCUCUAUGCUUGUAUACGUUUGCACAUAUUUUGUUUAGUACAGUUUCAUAUUUGAGUUUGCAGAAUUAUCUAAUAGUCUUUUUUUGGCUAAUAUUUUUAUAACGUGGUUCUUAUUUAACUGUCUAGUUUUGAUAGAAUUUACCAGGUCUGGCUGAAUGAAGAUAUUGGCACCUGUCAUGUUAGUGGUUUAAAUCUUAUUUAUGGUUUUAACUCUGUAAGAAAAUUUAAAAAGGAAGAGACAAAAAUAUGCCUUAUGGAAAAACUAAAGCAAAUUCUUUAUAGGAAAAAAUACGGGAAUUUGAUUACACAUAAAAGAUGAUGUUUAUUUAAAAAAAAAAAAAACUACAACAGCAACAAAAAUCCUAGCCUCCAGUUGCCUUUUCCUUUCUUUAACUCCCCCUUUUUUUGUGAAUCACCAAGAGAUUAACUCUCUGCCUUUUUUGGCUAGAUCCUAAGAGAGGCUAUUUUUCUUACUGAUAUACCAACAUCAAGAAAGUUUAAAAGAAAAGCUAACGUAUGAAUGUGACUCACCAGUUUUUAUCAGCUAACUCCUUUUUGUAACUGAAGGCAUGCACAGCAUUAACAAGGACUUCCGUUUGCAGUGGAAAUCUGAGAUGGAAGCGCCAUCUUGAACCUUGUGUGUCUGUGAUCUCCUCUGUCUUAAUCCAUGCUCAGGGUGAAGAUGGGAAUGGUGUGGAAACGGCAGUUGCCUGGGAGCCGUGGUGCUUCCGUGCCUGUGGGUCCCGGGUGGAUGGCCCCCCUACUCAACCAGGGUGUCGGACCAGGGCUGGCCCUGACCCACCCACCUGCUAACUCCAGAUACAUGUUGCAGAUUUUCAAAUAAUCAGCUCUUAUUUUGGAGAGGAAGGAUAAAAGCAUUCUCACCCAAUAGAUUUUUAACAAACAGGCACUAAUAUUCUCUCCCUUUCCCAACCUCCUGCUUUCCUCCUCACCACCCACCACUUAAAGUAUUGUCAUGAAUUAAAGGUCAGAAAAGACUUGCUUCCCUCCGGGGAAAGGACAUGUGCCCUGAAUCCCAUGUCCAGUCAGCUUGCGUGGCUGGUGUUUCGGUCUUGCUUUUCACUGCGGACUUCUCUACUCUAGCUCCGCUGGCAGCCACCCACCUGGCAUGGCCUCCCUCCUUACCCCUCUGGUUCCAAGGGGAGAUCUGACUCUUCUCACUGGGCCAAGGGAGAUGUAAAAUGCUAGAGGUAUACAGGCUGAUUCAGAAUUGCCCACUCAGGCCACUCUUCUGUCCCUGUUUAAAAAAGUUCAAAGCUGCUGCUCCCCUAUUCCUCCCCUCCCCCCGAGGCCAUCCCAGAGCUCCCGACCAGCCAUGUUUCUGCCGGAAUUGGAGAGCUGGGGCUGAACUGAGGGGCUCCUGAGUCAUUUCAGAGGCUGUGUCUGGUCUCUGGCCUGGGGGAGGCUGGAGGCAGGGAGGACUGGGGCAGGAUGCUUCCCAGGAAGGUGCUUUCCCUCACUUGGUGCGCGCCUGGACCACCUCACAGUUCACAGACCAAACUCACCUACAUGGUUCAGUGAUUCUUUUCUAACAGACAAGAGCCCUUCCUGAUGUGACUUUGAGGCCCCAACAUUACAACCAUGGCCACUGAGGCCCGAGAACACUCUGGCCCUGCCGCCCAGCACAGGCCCACCCCCUGGCGCCUUGUCACUGUUGCCCGCUGCACUGAUCAUGAAGCCACCGGCUCCUGCCACGCGUGUUGCACACAUGCCAUCCUGCUCCUUCCUGACUGGCACUGGGGUAGGAGGUGUCAUCCAGCCGUUUUCUCAGUCCUAGGGGCCGGUGGCUGGUUUUGAACUUGUGUUGACUAUUGAUACUUAUUUACUGUAUAAAUAUAAUUUAUCAUUUGUAUCAUGAUACGGUUUCUGGCUGUGUCCUUCCCCCACCCUCAGUCCUACCACACGAGAGGGUGGCUAAGCAAGGGAGCCAGUUCCUGCCCAGACCCAGCUCAGCCUGAGGUUAAUGAGACCACUGACUUGGGCCCCCUGCCUAGGCAGGCUGGGUGCCUGCUUGGUGCCUCUGGAUAUCAGGGAAGGACAUGGCAGUGGGACACUGCAAUGGUCUGCAAAGGUGUGGAAGUGCUGGCCAUGGUCCUCUACCCCUUGCUGUGGCCUCAUCAUGAGUGGGAGCAGUUCACCACCCGUGGACUUGGGGGUCUAGCCACAGAUGUGCAUAGAGUGAGGUGUGACAGCAAGCCAGUUCCAAAGUUGCAGGCCAGGGUCCACUGAGCUCUAACGCAUCCACAUGCACAUCACCAGAAGAGCUGCCCCUUAAGAAGCUGACCCUCGAACCUGCAGAUUUGUGGAUAGUAAUUGUAGUCACUGGCUCCUGGGCGACUUGGGCAGCUUUACUGUGGCACAGCUGACUGGGUGCAGAGGGACUGACCCUACUCAGUAGAUGGAAGAGGCUCUUCUGAUUGUGGAAAAGUGGGUGGCAAGGGCAGAGGGUGAGGGUGGGGGCUAAAGGGAGAUGCAGAUGGAAAAGUUCACAGGGGUGGGCAUACAGCUUCUUUGGUGAGACCCCAAGUUCCUACCUCUGCUCUGGGGCUGCCCUGCACCCCCAUAUUUCUGCACUGAAAAUCUGACCUCCCAACACCCAGUCAGGGAGGAGGAUUUGCCAUGGGGGCUUGGAGCAGCUAGGGUGCCACUUUGAGGACAGGUGAGGGGUGCGUUACGUCAGGGCACACUAGGUUACACUGUAGUAACAGGACUCUGUGUCUCAGCAGCUUAACACAGGUUGACUUUCACAAUCUAAUGCCUAUUGGGCAGCUGUCCAAGCAGAGAUCAGGAGCACUGGCUGCUUUCUUGUUGUGACAAUGCCUCCUUCAGCAUGGUCCAGAAGGGAACGAGCAAGCAGAGUGAUGUUGCCAAGGAUAGCUGGACAGAACGACAAGGUAGCCAAGUCUCUGGUGGACAUGUGGCAGAGUGAUGUCCCAACAUCAAGAGAGCCAGGAUAGGGAAUGAGGAAAAUGCUAAUGAGGAGCAAACACACAUGGGGUGUGGGAGCAAAAAUAUGCUGCCUUUAAGAUUGCAGGGGACAGUGGGCUUCAGUUAUGGCUAGACAGUGAGGGAAAUUUGCAUUCAGAGGUUCAGAAUAAUCAGGAAUUUUCCUGAUGACAGAUCCUGAGUUCCAAAGCAUAGUGAUUUGGGGCCAGAGAAUGGAGUACCGUGAGCCACAUAAACUUCUGAUGCUGAGAACUAAAUGAGAGAGAGUGUUCGUGUGGCCUCUUAGAGCAAUUCCAGUUGCAGCCAGGGCAGCAUGUAGUGGUAGAGUGACAGUCUUCAGGUGGGAGGCAGGGGACCUGCCAGGAGCCUGAGGCAAGGCACCUUAUGGCUUCCCUUAAAUCUUGCUGAGGUGCUGUGCAGGCUGUGGGGAGGGGGCAAGCUGUGUCCAUGCCCAGAGAGUUCACCUAAGUGCUACAGGAUAUGUGCAGGGAAGUGGGGCGGGGAGGGUCCUAGGGACUGUGCUGAGGGGGCCCAGUUCACCUUCCUCGCCUGCUGAGACUGACUGGAACACUGAUUCCAGCAGUUUCCCACCUAUGGAAGUGAAGUUUUCAGCCCAUCCUCUGGGCUGCAGAGGUGGGGUCAGCCCGAGGGUGGGCUGGGGUCUCUCCAUGCAGCUCCUGCUGACAGUACUCUCCUUGCCAAGGCAGGUGGUGGUCAUGGAACAUAGUUCACAAGUGAUUGUGCAGAGCUCCCAAAGCCUCCAAGGUGGAUAUGCCCAAUCUAGGGGUGUGUUGAGGUGUAGAAAGAGUCACAACUGUAAGUGGCAGAGCCAGGUUAAGCCCAAGCUCUCAUCCUAGUUGGCCAUUCUAGCAUGCCGUCUCUGGCAACUUCUAACCCCUGGGCAGUUGCCCCUGUAGGGUUGGAGUGAGCCCCUCAGGCCAGCAGAUGGAGGGAAGGUGCAAUGAGAGGGGAGGGGGGCAGCCCUAGGCCUGGCCACUAUGGAAAAGUCACACUUUAUUAUAUAAAAAUAUCUCCCCAGUCCUGCUCCCGCCCCACAAGCUGCACUCAAGGCAGAUGGUGGUUGACUCCCCAGGACAGCCCGAGCAUUAUCUGAGAACCGCUUGGUCUGCUGGACUGCAUGGCCAGACUUGCUGGUGGAUGGCCUGGUGCCUUCAUCAGGGGAGGCCCUGGGGUGGGCUGGGCCCCAAGAUGCUCUGUGUGUCCGGAGGCCCAGUGUCGUAGCCCAGCUUCCUCAUGUCCUUGGUCACCACGUUGAAGAGGAGAGUGACAAAGCCCUGGGAGCGUACUCGGGUCACUGGGGACAGAAGGGCAACAUCAGGCUGGAGCAGAAAGAGAUUCAGGCUGCUUUGGGAAUCUCUUCCAACCUUAGCAUUCUCAUCUGUCAGAUGGGGAAAUAGUGCCCGGCCCCUGCCCCUCACUGGGAAGUAAAGGGGCAGCAGUGGAGACAGACUGACAUGGCAAAGCCUCUCACCGCCCACAUCUGGGAGGUGCUCUGGGAAAACCCCUGGGCUCUACUCCAGAAGCACCAGCGUCUUAGGGCCUGGUGGGUCCCUGAUAUCCACACUGUGUGUUUCCUGGGGACCCACCUAGACCCUCCUGGGCUCUAAUCUGUCCAUGGGGUUGGGGUGGAUUGGAGUGCAUCAAACUUUACCUUCCCGGCCUUCACCCUGAGCUACCACCUUGGGGUCUGUGUACUCAGGCCGCCUUCCCAUGAACCAGCUGUGGAAAGAAAGGAGAACACUAGGUCAGCAGGCUGGCCUGGGGAUCCCCAGACAGGCGACAUGGUCACUCUCCUUGUUCCAGACACCAGCAGCCGUCUUCCAAACCCUUCCUCAGGGCUAGGCAUUCCACACCACCCUCCUGACCCGUCUGAAAGGCAAGGUGGUGCCAAGGCAGUGGUAUACUGGGUUGAGACCCAUGGAGGCCUGGGGACCCCAGCAGGCUGAGGUGCUCUGCAGCUGGAUGAUGGGCUUUCCCAUGGGCCUCCAUGGGUCUUGUUCACUGGGAUGAAAGAGGAGGGAGAUGUGGAACUGAGGUGUGGGGCACAGCCCGAACCCAGGUGGAAAUCCUAGGAAGGUAACAGUGGCAGGUGCAGGGGGGCUAGAGGUGAAGGCAUCUUGUCAACUGCUGUGUAAAACAUUAAUCUUGCGAUUUACACUUUUGGCUCUAGUUCUAGGACACCCCUGCCCACGGAUGUGCCUGCUCUGUGGUGGCAGACACUACUAUCUAACCCCACAGUCACCCUAAAGGGGGCGCAGUACUCAGCACUAGUGCCCUGGCACAUCACCCCCUACCUCCUGCCCCUCACAGGAGCCUCGCUUGGUAAAUCCCCAGCUCACAGAAGCUAAGAAAAGUCAGAGACUUGCCCUCGGCCACAUUAGGCAGCAGUGGAAGUAGAAGUAGCAGGGGACCUCCUUACUGUCCCUUGGUGGCUUCAGGCUACCAGGUCAGAGCAGCUUUUUCCAGAGCCGCAGCUUCACCCCUGACAUACCCACUUGAACUGGAAACAAACAGGCACACCAUCCUGGCCAGACACCCAAGAAGACCUAGUGGUCUCUCAGCAUUGAAGUGCCUGGCACCAAGUCACUUGGGUUCCCCGCAUUCCUGGAGAGGCCCAUCUUCUGCCGCAAGGCAGCUCCUGCGUGGGGCUCCCAGUCUGCUUUCUGUGAAGUAACUGACCCACAGGGGCCCAGGUUCCAGAUGGGUAAAGCCAUACUCCCCACCACUACCCGACUGGGAGAGUGUGCCCAUGGCCCAGCCCAAGCUGUGGCAGGCCUAUGACGGUGCCCUGUCUCAGGCAGGUACCAACCAGCACCCACCCGUGCUGCCCAGGGGACAAACUGGCAGCUCACACUGUGGGAGAAAGGAAUGACAUGACCGCCUUGUCUGCCCAUAGGCUUUGUGGAGACGCAGAGCAGCACCAUGGCUACAUGACUUUCAGGGGACAGGGGCCCAGGGUUCCAGCUGGGGGCUGGAUGGGUACAAGACUGCCUCCCUGUGCCUCCAUUUCUCCAUCUGGAGUGAGACAUGAGACACGGAGCAGCCACCGCCAGCCUGGCACAUCCCAAGUGGGGGUCUGCUCUGGCCACCGCAUUUCUCCUAAAUCGAUGAGGGUGGUUUGUUUAUCUAACAUGAUUUGCACAGAAGGAGCAGGCUGUUCAGAGGAGAUGUUCCAGGAAGCAGCCAGAAGCAGGGAAGGAUCCAGUGGUUCCUUCCCCUGGGAGGAACCCAGGCAGGUGGGACUCGAGUGAGAGGGUGGAGGGCCUCACCGCAUCCUAGUAGCCUUAAUCCCAAACACAGAGCCAGGGCUGAGUGGUCUCUAAAGCCAGGUUUAGGAAAAGCAUUCUUGCUGCUCUGUGAAGACCAGAUGUGAGGCUGAAUAAUGGCCCCAAAGAUAUCGUCCCAGUCCCUGGAACAUGCAAAUGUGGCCUUAUUUGGAAACAGGAUCUUCGCACUUGUGAGGAUUAAGGUGAGGAUCUUAACAUGAGAAGGUCAUCCUGGAUCACCAGGCUGGGCCCCCACUGUCAUCACCAGUGUCCUUGUGAGAGGGAGAGGCCGUUGUGGCUCUCACGGGCACAGGGGGGUGAGCCCACAGGCAGAGACAGGAGUGAGGUAGCUGGAGCACAGGAAGCUGCAGCCACGGAAGCUGGAAGGGGCAGACAGAGUCUCCCCCGAGAGCCUCGGGGGAGGAUGUGCUCUGCCCACACCUUGAUUUCAACCCAGUGAAACUGAUUUUGGACUCUGACCUUGAGAACUUAUGAGAAAAUAAAUUUCUGUUGUUUUAAAACCAUCAAGUUUGUGGUCAUUGGAGGAGUUGCAGGAAACUAGAACAGAGGCUGAGAGUAGAAAUGGGCAGGCCAGCUGGGCUAAGGAAGGAUGGAUGAAGGAGGCCAUGGGAAAGCACAGAAACUGGGAGGUGUGGGGGAGAGGGAGGCAGGGUCGGUGCCUCCAGGGCGCUGGCAUGGGGGCUGCUGGAGCCAGUAACAUGGUGGCACUCCUGGUCCCAUGUCUGAGAAUAUUGUGUCUGAGAAAAAACUGCCUUCACUAAUUUUCUGUAAUCCAAGCACACACCACUUCAUCCAGUAGGGAGCCCCGCUGAGGGCAGGAGACAGCCCCCCGCAUAAGCUACUAGCCUGCAGGCACUGACAAAAGCCUUGACUGCUGUGUGAGCGGUAAGGCCUUAAGUCGUCAGCAGCGGAACCUCAGAGAGCUCGGGUGGAGCUGUGGGGUGUAAAGCAGCGCGAACAUUCCGACCAGACUUCAGUGUCCAUCACUGUCACUGCCCCUUGCUUCCCCGCAAGCCUCCGAGGUGGGUAUCAUCCCCUCUAGCUUACUCGAGCCCAGGGCGUCAUGGCAGCCUCCCAGAGUAGCUUCUAGGGGCAGUGGCACCCAGAGUGUCCCCUCACUAGGCCUCAGAGCUCAGGUCUGACGCCGUCCCUCCACCCAGCAGGGCUCUGGUUAGGUCUCACCCCUCACACUGGCCAGGCUUGCAAGGGGCAGCUCGCCAGCUGCUGACUGGGACCCAGGUCGUCCUCCAUGUCUCCCUCUUCCCAGCUCUGAAGGGAGGGCCCAGGGCUCAUCCCUGGCUGACCUGUGAGGGAGCAGCAGCGGCUUACCGAUCGUCUGAGCUGACUGGGAUUUAUCCUCCAAUCCUGAGUCAGACAGCUGCGCCAGCACUGGCCCUUCAAGCUCCUGUUCCAGCUCAGUCUCCCCCAUCUGUCCAUGAGUACUCCUGCCCACCUGACAUCUCCCCACCACAUUCCCGUUGCUCAUCACCUAUGCACCGCACCCCCCUCCUGGCUCCCAACAUGCAGCUCCUGCUCUCCUCAGGGUCUCACACAUACUUUUCCUGCACCUGGGUCAGUCUCCUCUCAGAUCUCCCACACUGGGUCCUUAGCUCCAUUCUACUCUCUUCUCAGAUGCCACCUCUGAGGCUCCUGCAUGUGAAGUCACCUAGUAACGGACAGGAUCAAGAACAUUUUCUCAUCUGAUACGAGCUUUUCUUCCUCUCCGUUUGACACAAAGACUUUUAACAGGACAGGGUAAAACUACAUGGCUUUAUGCUUCUGGAACAGAGGCUGAGGGAGAGCCAGGACCCUCAGCAGCCCCACAGGACGUGUUUCCAUUUGUCCCCAAGACUCAGGGAAGCUUAAAGAUCUGGCAAGGUUACCUGGCACAGUAACUGUGUGGGGCGGUGGGGUGGGGGAGUGUGGUGUCCCUUCCUCCACUCCCUCUACCCAAGUCAGGAGGAGGACCUGGGGGUUGGAAAUAGAAAACUUACCUCGUAAACUGCUGCAGUUUAGAUGUAGAUUCUGGGACAAACAUGGGGAUGGUCUUUUUGUGCCUAAAACAAAUGCCACAGACAGAGGUGCUGAGUAAGAGAAGUGAUAGAAUGUUCUGAGUCUCAAGUGGGCAGAAACACAGAUCAGGUUGGUGCCAAUCAGAGCCAAGGCCAAUCAGUCCAACCUGUACUGACCACCACUGUGCCCAGACUCGGCGCUCAGCUCAGGGAGCAGGCAGUGGACACCCAGGUUGAGUACCGUCAGAGUCUUGUUUAUCUGAAGGGUCAGAGGAUGCUGAGGAUUGCCAAAAAUCAAACCUGGGUCCUAUUCCCACUGCCCUUCAGAGAGGCCAUUUUUCUCCAGCUGUCCAAAUGCCCGCCAUCUCUGAGGCCUACUUUGGAUACCUUCCUCCAGGAGGCUCCUGACAACUCCCAGACCUUAUUCCUGUUGUGGUCACCUGCCCUAGGCUGGUCCUUGGAGCCUGGGGUCCAGCCCUUCACUCCCUGGAUCUCUCUCUCCACCAUCCCCUUGAACUCCCAUCUGGCACUUUCUGUUUCCAUGAAAAAAACUCAGAGCACUCCAUACACCUGCUUCCUUCUCCUUCCUUCACCUUCUCCAGACAAUCUCCUAGGUGUUUAAGGCCAGCUGACCCUGACCCUCCUCUGUGCCUCAGAACACCCCAUGUCUAUACCCAGUCACUAUGCUAGACAAGAGAAAAUGUGUCUCUCCAUCUGUGUCUGCUACUCUGGGAGCUUCUGAGGACGAGACCACGUGGCCAUACCUGCACCUGAACAUCCGUGUGCUCUGAUGCCAGCACAGAAGGGGCAUCGACGAGAGCUCACAGGAUGGGCAGGGGCAGGGGAGCAGGCAGAGAAAUGAAGGCAUGAGCUCUGUAGUGGGCCAGAUCCCUCUCAAGAGCACUGAGAUGAUCUCUGGUAGGCCCCCCAACACUCUUGUACCCAACCUGGUGUUUGGUAGUAACAUCAGCCUCACCCAUGUGGGUUUCCUCCCA
This is a messenger RNA of Talpa occidentalis (Iberian mole), 12105 nucleotides long. RefSeq names its product epsin 2 (gene EPN2). Gene Ontology annotation, biological process: endocytosis. The record is from RefSeq and is a predicted model, not a curated record. The transcript is spliced from 10 exons. Gene Ontology annotation, molecular function: clathrin binding; phospholipid binding. Lineage: Eukaryota; Metazoa; Chordata; Mammalia; Eulipotyphla; Talpidae. The coding region runs from base 261 to 2177 and encodes 638 amino acids. Gene Ontology annotation, cellular component: clathrin vesicle coat; endosome; plasma membrane.